CGUCAGUCGGUGUGUUUCCGUCGUUGCGCGUCAUACGAUCCGUGACUGCACUGUGGAUUUACGUGCGCGUGAUUCCCGUUCGAGUUGAAGAGUAUCUGAAGUUGAACUAUUCGUUUUUCUAUCAACAUUAGCGGCAUGGUCUAAUGCUCUGUACUACGACCAUCAAUACUCUGGAAUAAAUGGCAACAUUCUUCCUGUUAUUUACUGCACUGUUCUGCAUAAUCUCUGAAGGGGCUUUGUUGUCGCGGCACGCACAAGGUCCUGUGUUUCUCCAGGAGCCGCCUCCUUGGGUGGAAUUUUCCAACUCUAGCGGUGCCGUACUGAGCUGCUCCGCUCACGGAAACCCCCCUCCGGACAUCCGCUGGAUAGACACAUCCGACAAGGAAGUAUCGCAUAUUCCUAGAUUAAGAGAGGUGCUGAGCAAUGGGAGUCUCUACUUCCCACCUUUCUCCCAGGAGGAGUUCUCUACUGAUGUUCACGUCAACACGUACCGGUGCACCGCCACCAACUCUGUCGGCUCCAUUGUCUCCAGGGACAGCAAAGUUAGAGCCGGUAAGUGGCAAGUUUACCUGUAUAUCCUGCCUAUUGUCGCAGCACAAUGGCUAUUCAACUCCGAACUUCUCGACGGCCGUAAAUCAACCAUGAAUACGACACCUCCAAUUCUGUAG
Messenger RNA from Homalodisca vitripennis (glassy-winged sharpshooter), 668 nucleotides. RefSeq names its product Down syndrome cell adhesion molecule-like protein Dscam2. The record is from RefSeq and is a predicted model, not a curated record. Lineage: Eukaryota; Metazoa; Arthropoda; Insecta; Hemiptera; Cicadellidae. Bases 180 to 668 code for a protein of 162 amino acids. The transcript has 6 exons.